Messenger RNA from Chenopodium quinoa (quinoa), 1965 nucleotides. RefSeq names its product GMP synthase [glutamine-hydrolyzing]-like. Gene Ontology annotation, biological process: GMP biosynthetic process. Gene Ontology annotation, molecular function: GMP synthase activity; GMP synthase (glutamine-hydrolyzing) activity; ATP binding. Lineage: Eukaryota; Viridiplantae; Streptophyta; Magnoliopsida; Caryophyllales; Amaranthaceae. Gene Ontology annotation, cellular component: cytosol. The record is from RefSeq and is a predicted model, not a curated record. The transcript has 6 exons. The coding region runs from base 206 to 1813 and encodes 535 amino acids.
GAGUAAUGUUUCUUGCCGUUUUCCAAGGAUAAUCAAUCGACCCCGUGAACCCGGGGUUCCCGCCAUCCCUUUCUAAAACCCUAAAAUCUCAUCCUCCCUUUCAUUUCUUCCAAACCCCCGCCUUCUUCCUCUCUUAAACCCCCUCUUUCUCUCUCCUCUCAAUCCCUAUUUUUCUCUUCAAUCUCCAAUCAAUCAACAAUCAAUUAUGGAUGCUCAGAAAGUGAAAUCCGACUUAGUUUUAAUCUUGGAUUUCGGUUCCCAAUACACCCACCUCAUCACCCGAAGAAUCCGGUCACUUUCCGUUUUUUCUCUCUGCAUCUCCGGCACCUCCCCUCUCAAAUCCAUCACCGACUUAAACCCACGUGUAAUCAUCCUGUCCGGUGGCCCCCACAGUGUUCACGCGCCUGACGCGCCGGUAUUCUGUGACGGGUUCGUCGAUUAUGUCGAAACCAAUGGCGUUCAUGUUCUGGGUAUCUGUUAUGGAUUACAGUUGAUUGUGCAGAAACUUGGGGGUUUGGUUAAGGUUGGUGAUAGACAAGAGUAUGGAAAGAUGAAUAUUGAGGUGAUUUCUGAGAAUAGUGCCUUUUUUGGGAGUAGGAUUAAGGGGGAUAAGCAGGAUGUUUGGAUGAGUCACGGUGACGAGGUUUCGAAACUUCCUGAUGGGUUUAAGGUUGUUGCAGUCAGUCAGCAAGGUGCUGUUGCUGCUAUUGAGAAUCCCUCUAGAAAGUUUUAUGGUCUUCAAUAUCAUCCUGAGGUUACACAUUCGACUCAAGGGAUGAAAACAUUGCGGUAUUUUCUUUUUGAUGUUUGUGGGAUAAGUGCCGACUGGAAUAUGGAGGAUGUAUUGAAUGAAGAAAUUAAAGUUAUCAAGGAAACUGUAGGUGCUGAUGAUCAUGUCAUUUGUGCUUUAUCUGGUGGUGUGGAUUCUACUGUCGCUGCCACUCUUGUUCAUAAGGCGAUAGGGGACAGACUUCAUUGUAUUUUUGUAGACAACGGCUUGUUAAGGUAUAAGGAGAGAGAACGAGUGAUGGAUACCUUUGAGGAACACCUUCAUCUCCCUGUCACUUGUGUUGAUGCAUCGGAGCAGUUUCUUAGCAAAUUGAAGGGCGUUGCAGACCCUGAGACCAAAAGAAAGAUAAUUGGAAAAGAAUUCAUCUGUAUCUUUGAUGAAUUUUCCCAGGAGCUAGAGAAAAAAUUGGGGGAUAAACCUGUUUACUUAGUACAAGGAACUUUAUAUCCAGAUGUCAUUGAAUCCUGCCCGCCUCCAGGAAGUGGAAGAAAUCACUCCCAUACCAUCAAGAGUCAUCAUAAUGUUGGUGGACUUCCAAAGGACAUGAAACUGAAGCUCAUUGAACCUCUAAAACUUUUAUUCAAGGACGAGGUACGUGCAUUGGGGAAGAUCUUGAAUAUCCCCGAGGGCUUUUUGAAGCGUCAUCCAUUUCCAGGACCUGGACUCGCUGUGCGUGUACUUGGUGAUGUCACAGAAGGAAAUCAUUUGGAAAUUCUUAGACAGGUUGACGAGAUAUUUAUUCAAUCAAUCAAAGAUGCUGGACUUUAUGAUGAAAUUUGGCAAGCUUUCACUGUUUUCUUGGGCAUUCUAUCAGUAGGAGUUCAAGGUGAUCAAAGAACGCAUUCUCAUGUUGUAAGCCUGCGAGCUGUUACAAGUCAAGAUGGGAUGACAGCAGAUUGGUAUCGUUUUGAUUCAGAAUUUCUCGAUCAGGUGUCCCGUAAAAUUACCAAUAAUGUUCGAGGAGUGAACCGAGUUACUCUAGACAUAACAUCGAAGCCUCCUUCAACUAUAGAGUGGGAAUGAUAUGAUAAUCUUAGCGAAAUAUUUGCUCUUCAAGCAAACUCUUUUCAUUUAUCCUAUUGUUAAUCAGCCCUUUAUGAACAACUAAGGUGACUAAACUGAGAAUUUAUCUCAUAUAAUUGAAAUUUAUUUCAUUGUAUGUGCUUUAUGCCUAA